AGUUUUUUUUUAACAUGAAGACAUGAAAUUUAACCUCGAUGCAUUCGCGCUCGUGUACAUGACUGCCUCUACGGCGGCCCUGUGGAUCGACUCGGACGUCGUGGACAUCCGCUCCCUCAACACGGUGACCUUGUGGGAACACACGAAAAAUGGCCGCCUGAGCCUUUUUCUGAUGAGCAAUUUCUACCUCGCGCUGCUCAUCCUCGCGUUCAGAUUCACGCAGUGGGCUGCGUUUGGAGAGCUCACCGAGCUCGAAGCGCAGAAACUGUACCAGCGUUUUGUGUAUCUCCUCUUUGACGUGUUGUUGGUGCCGAUAAUAUUCGACCCGAGCUUAGAUGUGCUGGUGAAGUGGUGCUUUUGGAUAUUGACGAUCACGGCGAUGAAGUUGCUCUGCUACCUGACGCAGCUGCGCCUCAAGAGCUUGGUCAACUAUGCGCCCAACGUGGACUGGUGGAUCUCGUUUCGCAUGAGCGCGCUACUGGUGGUUCUAUUCGUGUCCAACAUCAGCUGGAUGGCCUCCUGGUAUGAGGUCUUGAGGUCCUCCAUAGACCGCGAGUGCUGGAUUUUUGCGUUUUUUGUCGUGUUCAACUUUUAUGUUAUCAUAUUGCAGACGUUCACCAAGUACGGCAUUUACUUCACCGACGUUGCGUUCGAGGGCAACAACUGGGUCUACCGCAGCUCCUACUUUUACUACAUGACGGACCUGUCAGCCAAGUGCAUCACUUUGUUCGUGUCUUUCGUCAAUUACUCUCGCCUCCUUUGGACGACGCACUCGGACAUCUCUUAUCUCUACGUGCUCCUCAUCGUCACGCAGAUAUUGAUGCUCGUCACCAGUCUCGUCUACAAGAUCAGGGCUUACUUGAAGUACCGGAGACUCACGUCUGAGCUGGACUGCCGGUAUCCCCGACUCGACUCCUCCCAUCUUUCGGCCGACGAGAACUGCACUAUCUGCCUCUCUUCUAUGAAAGAUGCGCGGCUCCUGCCGUGCCAGCACACCUUUCACGAGUCUUGCCUCAGGUCCUGGCUCCAAUACAAUCACACGUGUCCGUCUUGUCGAUACGAGUUGAUGGCUUCCUUCAACAGGAAGUCCGUUCCUGUCGCCGCGGCACCUCCUCCGCAACCCCCUUCACUCCCCCCUACUCCUCCGCCCCUUCCGCGGGGCAGGAGGCUGCCGUCAUCUGGCUUCUGCACACUUCUCCGCAUCACUUCGCCGAGCAUGACGUUUCUGCCCCAGCUGUCUCUGGAGAUUGUCAAGGAGGGUAGUGGCAUCGCGCGCCUCUCGCACGCCUCCGGCUGAUCGCAACCCUCGGGGAAGCGAGGCGUGCGUCUUGGUUCGCCUGUUCGACGGGGUCGGAUUUUAGGGCGCGAAAAUGUCCAUAUUUUUUUUUAUUGUAUGAAUUGCCUGCAUUUUUUUUUGUCGGGGCGUGGAGCGUUUUUUUUUUA
This is a messenger RNA of Schistocerca gregaria, 1443 nucleotides long. RefSeq lists its product as uncharacterized. The transcript is spliced from 3 exons. Gene Ontology annotation, molecular function: ubiquitin protein ligase activity. The record is from RefSeq and is a predicted model, not a curated record. Gene Ontology annotation, cellular component: cytosol; ubiquitin ligase complex. Gene Ontology annotation, biological process: ubiquitin-dependent protein catabolic process; protein ubiquitination. The coding region runs from base 23 to 1297 and encodes 424 amino acids. NCBI's taxonomy places the organism in Eukaryota, Metazoa, Arthropoda, Insecta, Orthoptera, Acrididae.